AUGCCGAGACUCCCUGCAGAUUGUCUUUCUAUAAUAUUUAGCCAUUUUUAUGAUGACUUAACAACUCUUUAUUCUUGUCUUUUAGUAAACACUUUAUGGUGUGCAACUAUUAUUCCGAUAUUAUGGUCAAAUCCUUGGAAAUAUCUUUAUGAAUUACUUCCAAAUGGGUGUCUAUCAAUUGAUCGUAAACGAUCGACUCAAGUGGAAAUUCAAUCCUUAUUACUUUUAAGAACUCUCUCUGCUUGUUUCUCUGCUGAUUCUAAACAAUUUUUACGUAAUUACGGUAUUCGUAUCAAUCAUGGGCCUCCUCUUUUCAAUUAUGCAAAAUAUUGUAGAUCCUUGAAUACUUACGAUAUAGAUUACAUGUUAAGAAGGGCUCAGAGAAAUCAUCUUUGCUUUUAUACUGAAGAUACGAGAGACUUUGUAGGAUUGGAAAUUUACAAAUUAUUAUUUCAUCAAAGUUCUAUAAUAACUUGCUUAUAUAUUUCGCAUCAACUAUCUCCUAUAUAUUCUCAAAUUUGGCUAUUUCCUGGCGCUUCUUCUUGCUUUUCAACUUUAAAAGAAUUAUAUUGUUACGAACCAUACGCGAUCGAUUUAAAUCUAUUUUGUUGUAUUGCUGAUGUUACAACUAAUAUCAGGAAAUUAUCCAUUAAUAGUAAGAUAUAUAUACAUCAUGAUGAAGGAUUGAUCGACCUCAUUUCGAAUCAGAAUGAUCUUGAUUCUUUGAGCCUAACAAACAUUUCUAGUAGAUUAUGGUUAAAAGUCGCUGAUGCUUUUACUUCUGGAUAUGCGAUCUCUCUAACUCAUCUUUAUUUGAAAUCAUUUGAUACUUGCUUUCCUGCGUUUGGUAUUUCUAAAUUACAAAAUUUACAAUCUUUGAUUAUAACUUGUCAUGAAAUCGAUUGGUCUGGUAUAGCAAAUGCUCGCUUUCCACUUCUGGAAAUUUUAGAAUUUGGAAGAUAUUUUCCUUCAAUGAUAAUCUUGGCUUCAAUAAUUUCUAGAACAGACAAGACGCUUAAAAGGAUUUAUAUAAGCAAUUAUCCAUGCGUAGAUCCAGAGAAUUCUACCAUGUUUUUUCGUGCUAUCAUUGAUUUUUGUCCAAACCUUAAAUAUCUUAGUGCUCCAUUCAAUUCUAUUACAGAUGAAACAAUUGAAAAUAUUAGUUGCAUGUUGGGUUCAUGUUAUCAUUUAGAAGGUCUCGCUCUACGAGCUCAGUAUUCGCCUCUGGAUUCAUAUAAUGAACAUUCACUUGAUGGCGAUAUACUCCUUAAUCUUUUUAUUGAUCAUGCGCCGAAUACUUUAUGUAAUAUUAAGUUUGAUUAUUCUGAAGAUCAAUGUGAAACUGCUUUGACGUUUAGUUACACUGCAAUUAAAUCAUUUUUAAUUAAUUGGGAGAAACGAAAAAGGGUGAAGCUCGGACUUUCUAUAGUAAUAGAAGAUUUUGAUAUGCAUACCCAUGAAUUACAUGCGAUAGAAGAUAUGCUUUAUGAAUAUCGUAUUAAAGGUGUUCUUGAAACAUGUAAAUUGAUUCCAAAAUCCCCUUUAAUUUUCUCGGUUCGUGCUGAAGAUUGGCAAAGAUUUAUUCAUGACGAUUUUACCUAA
Dentiscutata erythropus is the source of this 1602-nucleotide messenger RNA. NCBI's taxonomy places the organism in Eukaryota, Fungi, Glomeromycota, Glomeromycetes, Diversisporales, Gigasporaceae. The record is from the annotation of a GenBank genome assembly.